Brassica oleracea var. oleracea is the source of this 2034-nucleotide messenger RNA. Its product is annotated as pentatricopeptide repeat-containing protein At1g13040, mitochondrial. The transcript is spliced from 2 exons. NCBI's taxonomy places the organism in Eukaryota, Viridiplantae, Streptophyta, Magnoliopsida, Brassicales, Brassicaceae. Gene Ontology annotation, molecular function: protein binding. The record is from RefSeq and is a predicted model, not a curated record. The coding region runs from base 87 to 1640 and encodes 517 amino acids.
AGCCGUCGUCGUCCGAUCUGAUGUCGCCGCGUUGAAACUAACUAAGUGCAACCCUGAUAUGAUCAUAUGCGUCGCCGGGCUCUGAUAUGCAUCAGACGCUGGGCGCAGUACGCCUUGCAUACCGCUCGCGCAUCGCACACCUCGUGAAGUCAGGUAUGAUCGACAACGCGGUCCAGGUGUUCGACGAAAUGCGUCACUCAAGCUACCGCGUUUUCUCCGUCGACUACAACCGUUUCAUCGGGGUUUUGGUCAAAGACUCGAGAUUCGAGCUCGCCGAGGCGAUAUACCGGGAUAUGACUCCAAUGGGCUUCUCCCUCAUCCCAUUCACUUACUCGAGGUUUAUCUCGGGUUUAUGUAAAGUUAGAAACUUUGAUCUCAUCGACGCUCUUAUGAGGGACAUGGAAGCCCUAGGAUACGUGCCGGAUAUCUGGGCGUUUAAUAUCUAUCUGGAUCUGUUGUGCCGAGAGAGAAAAGUUGGUUUUGCUGUUCAGACGUUCUGUUGUAUGGUUCGGAGAGGUAGAGAACCAGAUGUUGUAUCUUAUACUAUACUUAUUAAUGGGUUAUUUAGAGUUGGCAAGGUUACUGAUGCUGUUGAGAUUUGGAAUGAGAUGAUUCGUAGAGGGAUUAGGCCGGAUAAUAGAGCAUGUGCGGCACUUGUUGUUGGGUUAUGUCACGCUCGGAAAGUUGAUUUGGCGUAUGAGAUGGUGGCGGAUGAGAUAAAGAGUGCGAGGGUUAAGCUUAGUACAGUGGUUUAUAAUGCGUUGAUUAGUGGGUUUUGUAGAGCGGGUAGAAUAGAAAAGGCGGAAGCUUUGAAGUCGUUUAUGAGUAAGAGUGGGUGUGAGCCGGACGUUGUAACGUACAAUGUGUUGUUGAAUUUUUACUAUGAUAACAACAUGUUGAGGAAAGCGGAAGGGGUCAUGAGUGAGAUGGUGAGAAGUGGGAUACAGCCUGAUGCUUAUAGUUAUAACCAGUUGCUGAAGCGGCAUUGCAGAGUUAGUCAUCCGGAUAAAUGCUAUUCCUUCAUGGCUAAGGAGAUGGAGCCUAGAGGAUUAUGUGACGUUGUCUCCUACAGUACUCUGAUUGAAACGUUCUGCAGGGCGUCAAACACUAGGAAGGCUUACAAGAUCUUUGAGGAAAUGAGAGAGAAGGGGGUGGUGAUGAAUGUGGUGACGUACACGAGUCUUAUCAAGGCUUUUCUUAGGGAAGGUAACUCUAGUGUUGCGAAGAAGCUCCUCGACCAGAUGACAGAGUUGGGUCUGUCACCAGAUCGAAUAUUUUACACAACGAUUCUGGAGCAUUUGUGUAAAUCAGGGAAUCUCAACAAGGCUUAUGGUGUUUUCAAGGACAUGAUUGAGCACGGAAUCGCACCCGAUGUGAUUUCUUAUAACGCCCUGAUAAGUGCCCUCUGCAGGUCUUGUAGAGUAACUGAAGCAAUGAAAUUGUUUGAGGACAUGCAGAGUAAAGAGUGUUGUCCUGAUGAAUUAACUUUCAAGUUCAUUAUUGGAGGACUCAUACGGGAGAAUAAAUUAUCCGCAGCCUACAAGAUUUGGGAUCAGAUGAUGGAUAAAGGAUUCACCCUUGAUAGAGAUGUGUCUGAUACACUCAUAAAGGCUAGCUGUUCAGUGAGUGCUGAUGCUUAGGCAUAAUAAAGGUAUAAGCCUUUAAAAUUGUCAAACUUGCCUUCUCCUGUGCAAAAAUGCCGUCGUAGUCAAAAGUGUGGCGGCAUGGAGAUGCUGAUACAGAGCUAUGUAAGCCUCUACUGAUACCUGCUGCUGCUUGGAGAGAAACAAGAGACUUAUCAGCUGACUUGAUAUUAAAACUCCUGAAGAGGGGCAUCAUUUAUGGUCAGACUAUGGAACAAGUCAGCCAGCUCUCUAGCGUUGGAGAUGAAACAAUUUCUCCUAACUCAGUUUAAAGUUUAAACCCACUCCUCAGAAAUAUUACACUGAGGACCGAUUAAUUUUGGACUGAGGAGUUACCUUUUUUAUGUAUCGGCACAUCAAGCUUUGUUGUUUCUUGGUUGGUGAAGCAUGA